UUCCGUACACAAAUGCUGAUGACGUGUGCUUUCCUUCAGCGCUACCUCGAACUAGCUAACUUUCCUCCCCUUAGUUGCACGCCGAGGAACGAUAAAGACGAAAAGAUAUAUGUAAAUCAAUUUAUAAAAACAACCAAAUAAGCUAGGACCUCGGCAAGUGGCUGUCGAAGAUGGAGUCGCUUUACCACCAGACAAAUAAGCACAUCCAGGAGGUGCAGUCGCUUAUUGGGAAUCUGGAGAGAACAGAUCGCCAGUCAGUUCACUUGUUAGAGAAUGAAAUUCAUGCUCGAAUUGAGCAGAUCUUCAACCACUUAGAGCGUCUGGAGAUCCUGGCCAGUAAGGAGCCACCCAACCGCCGCCAGAAUGCCAAACUGCGUGUGGACCAGCUCAAGUAUGACGUCCAGCAUCUUCGCACCGCCCUGCAGAACUUCCAGCACAGACGCUACACUCAUGAGGCCCAGGAGCGAGAACGGGAGGAGCUCAUGAGCCGGACCUUCACCACCAAUGAUGCAGACACGUCCAUCCCCAUCGACGAGACGCUGCAGCUCAACACCAACCUACACAACGCACACAGAGGCAUGGACGACCUGCUGGGAAGCGGAAGUGGCAUCCUCAACGGGCUGAGAGAUCAAAGAUCUUCGCUCAAGGGCACCCACAAGAAGAUGCUGGAUGUGGCCAACAUGCUGGGCCUGUCCAACACGGUGAUGCGGAUCAUCGAGAGACGAGCCACCCAGGAUAAGUGGAUCAUGAUCGGAGGGAUGCUGCUCACGUGCAUCUUCAUGUUCCUGGUGAUACGAUAUCUGGGAUAAACUGAGAAAGACCCACGGACACAGACAUUUUUUUUAAUUGUGCCGUCACGGUUGUCAUUGAUGUACCUUCCGAACAGUAUUCCACCCCUUUGGACCCACUCCUUUGAAAUACAAGCUGUUCUGAAAUGUAUAUUUCAAUUUUUUUGUUUCAGACAAAUAUACGAGUAACAAGCUACAUGGUUGUUUUGAGGAUUAAAAUGUGACAUUGUCUUAAAUUGAGGUGAAAGGUUAAACAAUUGUACAGCUCAUUUUUGUGAUUUACAGUUGCAUCUAGUCUCACUAUGUGAGUGAUUUAAUAAUUUUAAAUAAAACUUGCAUGACUCCCUC
Syngnathus acus (greater pipefish) is the source of this 1136-nucleotide messenger RNA. RefSeq names its product golgi SNAP receptor complex member 2 (gene gosr2). Gene Ontology annotation, molecular function: SNARE binding; SNAP receptor activity. Lineage: Eukaryota; Metazoa; Chordata; Actinopteri; Syngnathiformes; Syngnathidae. Gene Ontology annotation, cellular component: ER to Golgi transport vesicle membrane; late endosome membrane; Golgi apparatus. The coding region runs from base 171 to 809 and encodes 212 amino acids. Gene Ontology annotation, biological process: vesicle fusion; intra-Golgi vesicle-mediated transport. The record is from RefSeq and is a predicted model, not a curated record. The transcript has 6 exons.